AUGACUGUGGGCAACAUGGAGAGUGUUCAGCUGUUUGAUGCUGGGAAGAAAGGUCGAGGCCUGAGGGCCACCAAAGAGCUCAACGCUGGAGAAGUGGUCUUCGCCGAGCCAAGCUUCUCCGCUGUGGUCUUCGACAGUUUGGCCACUCAGGUGUGCCACAGCUGUUUCCGGCGCCAGGCCAAACUGCACCGCUGUGCCCAGUGUAAAUUUGCCCAUUACUGCGACCGCACCUGCCAGACUGCAUGCUGGGAUGAACACAAGCAGGAAUGUGGAGCCAUUAGGAAGAUUGGCAAGGUGCCCAGCGAGAAUGUUCGUCUGGCUGCUCGUUUACUGUGGCGUAUACACAAGGAAACAGGCAUUGUGUCAGACAGUCAGCUGAUCUCAGUGGACCAGCUGGAGGACCAUGUGGCUGACCUACCUGAAGAAGAUCUCAAGCAGCUUAAGACUGAUGUGCACAACUUCCUGGAAUAUUGGUCCUAUGGAAGAAAGCAGCACUCCGUCGACGACAUCUCACACAUCUUUGGCAUCAUCAAGUGUAAUGGAUUCAAACUGAAUGACCAGAGAGGCCUGCAGGCUGUUGGUGUUGGUCUUUUCCCCAACCUUUGUCUGGUCAACCAUGACUGUUGGCCCAACUGCACUGUCAUCCUCAACCACGGAAACCAGUCAGCAUUGAGUUCUGCUCUCCACUCUCAGAGGAGGAUUGAGCUGCGAGCUGUGGGUAAAAUCUCAGAGGGCGUGGAGCUGACUGUCAGCUACGUGGACUUCCUCACCCUGUCUGCUGAUCGCCAGAAGAAGCUGAAGGCCCAGUUCCACUUCCUGUGCAGCUGCGAACACUGUAGCCAGGGCGUCAAGGACGACCUGAUGAUGGCCGCCGCAGAGAGCGAGGGGAACAAACCCUCUGCUGAUAAGGUAAAAGAGGGGACAGCCUUCACUAAAGAGUGUCUGGAGAAGAUUGAGAGGUCCCGUAUUGAGAAGGAUUACCACGAGAUGGUGAGGUUGUGUCGUGAGUGUCUGGAGAAGCAGGACAAUGUCCUGGCUGACACUCACCUGUAUAAGCUGCGUGUGCUCAGCAUUGCCAGUGAGGUGCUGUCAUACCUGCAGUCCUUCUCUGAGGCUGCAGGCUACGCCCGCAGGAUGGUGGAGGGAUACACAAAGCUGUACCACCCUAACAAUGCCCAGUUGGGCAUAGCCAUCAUGCAGGCAGGCGUCGCCCACUGGCUUGCAGGGCAGAUAAAGGUGGGUCACGGUUUGAUCUGCAAGGCCUACGGCAUCCUCAUGGUGACCCAUGGACCCAACCACCACAUCACCAGAGACCUGGAGUCUAUGCGCAUGCAGACUGAGAUGGAGCUGAAGAUGUUCAAGUAG
Anoplopoma fimbria (sablefish) is the source of this 1365-nucleotide messenger RNA. It is a transcript of the gene smyd1a, whose product is annotated as SET and MYND domain containing 1a. Gene Ontology annotation, cellular component: nucleus. The record is from RefSeq and is a predicted model, not a curated record. The transcript has 10 exons. The coding region runs from base 1 to 1365 and encodes 454 amino acids. NCBI's taxonomy places the organism in Eukaryota, Metazoa, Chordata, Actinopteri, Perciformes, Anoplopomatidae. Gene Ontology annotation, molecular function: protein binding.